Molecule: messenger RNA, 1356 nt
Organism: Theileria orientalis strain Shintoku
Lineage: Eukaryota; Apicomplexa; Aconoidasida; Piroplasmida; Theileriidae
Product: tubulin subunit alpha
Exons: 6
Coding region: 1-1356 (451 amino acids)
Biological process (GO): microtubule cytoskeleton organization; mitotic cell cycle
Cellular component (GO): cytoplasm; microtubule
Molecular function (GO): structural constituent of cytoskeleton; GTP binding
Source: RefSeq, a predicted model, not a curated record
AUGAGAGAAGUAAUUGCAAUUCACGUAGGCCAAGCAGGUGUACAAGUAGGAAGUUCAGUAUGGGAGCUUUUUUGUAUAGAGCACGGAAUUAACCCUGAUGGAACCGUGAAGCCAGAAGCCUCCAGUGGAAGGGAGGAGGAUUCCGCGGCUUUCCACACCUUUUUCUCAGAAUCCUCUUCAGGAAGACAGGUCCCUAGAUGCGUUUUCGUCGACCUGGAGCCAUCAGUCAUUGACACCGUAAAAAGAGGAACCUACGGGUCACUCUUUCACCCAGAGCAGCUGAUUUCAGGAAAGGAGGAUGCAGCGAACAACUUUGCACGCGGACACUACACGGUCGGACGCGAUAUCUUCUCUCCAGUUAUGGACAGAAUCCGCAAGCUGACAGACGCUUGCGAUAGUGUGCAAGGAUUCCUGUUCUUCUCAUCAAUUGGAGGAGGCACAGGAUCGGGAACAGGAAGUCUGCUCCUCGAGAACAUUGGCGCAGAGUUCGAGAGAAAGACGAAGCUGUCGUUUUGCAUAUGGCCCUCACCUCACGUAUCAACUGCAGUGUUGGAACCGUACAACUCAGUGCUGACGACGCACUCGUUGUUGGAGAACUCAGAUGUAGCAGUGGUGUUGGACAAUGAAGCAAUCUACAGCAUCUGCAAGAACAAUUUGGAUAUAGGGAGACCGACAUACGAGAACUUGAACAAGAUCAUAGCACAGGUCAUCUCCUCACUCACAACCUCGUUGAGAUUCGACGGAGCUUUGAACGUCGACAUGAACGAGUUCCAGACUAACUUGGUGCCGUACCCGAGAAUCCACUUCAUGCUUUCAUCAUACUCGCCAAUUGUGAGCAAGAGGAAGGCGAGACACGAGCAGAUGUCAGUGGCAGAUAUCACGUACUCAGCAUUCGACCCUAAGUCAAUGAUGGCAGAGUGUGACCCUAGAACGGGAUACUACAUGUCCUGUUGUCUUAUGUACAGAGGUGACGUUGUGCCAAAGGAUGUCAACUACGCCAUUGCAGCAGUCAAGAACAAGAAGGCGGUCAAGUUCGUAGAUUGGUCACCAACCGGAUUCAAGUUCGGAAUCAACUACCAGCCUCCGUGCGUGGUGCCUGGCGACGACAUCUCCAAGCCAUCCAGAGCAGUGUGCAUGAUCAGCAACUCCACGUCGAUCCGCGAAGUCUUCACAAGAAUGGACAAGAAGUUCGACCUGAUGUACGCAAAGAGGGCAUUCGUGCACUGGUACAUGGGAGAGGGCAUGGAGGAGUCCGAGUUCCAAGAAGCGCGCGAAGACGUAGCUGCACUCGAAAAGGACUACGAGGCAGCAGGAAACCAGAGUCCAGGGGUAAAGUGUUGCAAAAAACCCAAGUAA